Penaeus monodon (black tiger shrimp) is the source of this 690-nucleotide messenger RNA. Its product is annotated as serine dehydratase-like. Lineage: Eukaryota; Metazoa; Arthropoda; Malacostraca; Decapoda; Penaeidae. The record is from RefSeq and is a predicted model, not a curated record. Gene Ontology annotation, biological process: L-threonine catabolic process; L-serine catabolic process. Gene Ontology annotation, molecular function: pyridoxal phosphate binding; L-serine ammonia-lyase activity; threonine deaminase activity. The transcript has 6 exons. The annotation marks the transcript as partial.
AUUACAGAAUUCCCACAAGCUGUGAGAAUGGAUGCAAACAACUCGCUGCAUAUUGUGACGCCCCUAAUUCCUAGUGCAGCUUUGUCACAGCUAUGUGGUCGUCAAGUGUUACUCAAGCUAGAAAAUUGCCAGCCAUCGGGGUCAUUUAAAAUCCGUGGGAUAGGAAACUUUGUUCAGAAGAGUAAAGAGAGAGGAUGCAAGCAGGUUGUUUCCUCUUCAGGCGGAAAUGCUGGUAUGGCAUCUGCAUAUGUGGCAAAAAUGUUGGGACUUCCAGCAACAAUUGUUAUUCCUGAGUCAACACCUAAGCUCAUGAUUUCACGGUUAGAGGAAGAGGAGGCUAAAGUCAUGGUUCAUGGAAGAAUUUGGAAUCUGGCUCAUGAGAAGGCACUAGAAAUAGCAGCCAGUGGAAAUUCUUGCUUAGUUCAUCCAUAUGACCAUGAAGAAAUUUGGGAAGGUCAUAGUACAAUAGUCACAGAGAUUCUUCAACAAACCAAAGCAAAACCUGCUGCUAUUGUUUUGUCUGUGGGAGGUGGUGGCCUUCUCUGUGGUGUAUUAAAAGGCUUACACAAACAUGAUGUUGAUAUUCCUGUUGUUGCCAUGGAGACGCAAGGUGCUCAUGCCUUCAAUGCUGCACUGAAAGCUGGGAAGCCUGUGUCUAUUGGGGAUAUUACAAGCAUUGCCAAGACUCUG